AGGGCCCGCUGCUGCACACACCAACAGCCCUUAUCAGCUCUGCCACUCGCCUGGCCGGGCAGAGGCGGUGUCCUGGGGAAGGAAAGGGGUUGUGCCAGGGCUAUGCGGGCAAGGGCUCUUCGGCCGCGGUAGGAAAGGGGCCUCGCCGAGGGGAAAGCCGGGGGGUGGGGGGGAGGGGGGAGCGAGGGUUCGGCGGCAGUGGCGAUAAGGGGUUCCCCCGCCCCACCGGGAGGCAGCGCGACGCCCUCCCCACGGGCUCCCGUCCCACCCUCCACCCACGAGGAGGAUGCGGAGGCAUCGCGGCCGAGCAACACCGUGGGGCGAGGAGCCGGCGGCGGGGACAUGAGCCCGGGGUCCGGUCGGGCCCUGGGGCUGCUCCUGCUGCUGCUGCUGCAGUGCGCAGCGCGGCGGAGGGCAGUUGUAAAGAGAUCAGUUCCAGAUGUCUGUGCGACUUGCCACGUUCACGCUACAUGUCAUCAAAUUGAAGGAAAAAGUGUCUGCAUCUGUAACUACGGAUUUGUAGGCAAUGGAAGAACCCAUUGUCAAGAUAAAGAUGAAUGCCAGAUCGGAGCCAGCAAGAUCUGUGGAAAUCAUACACUGUGUCAUAAUACACACGGAAGCUUUUACUGUGUUUGCCUUGAUGGAUAUCGAGCCUCCAACAACAACAAGACAUUUAUCCCUAAUGAUGGGACAAACUGUACAGAUAUAGACGAAUGUGAGGCGUCUGGGCUAUGUGGUCACAAUGCAAAAUGUGUGAAUACUGAAGGAAGCUACAAGUGUUACUGCAAUGAUGGUUAUAAAUUAGAAAAUGGAGAGCAUUCUUUUCAUCCAGAUGGGAGUACAGUUUCAUGCAGAGAAAUUGGAUGUGGUUCCCCUCCUGAAAUGAAGCAUGGCUACGUUGUGGGGAACUACAGCUUGCUACCAGGAAGUGCGGUUCAUUAUGAAUGUAAAGAGGGGUUUUACAGCAACGAGGGAAAGUUCUCAUAUUGCACUGUAAAUGAAACUUGGGAACCUGCCACUUUAAGCUGUAAAGGUGUGGAUUGUGGAGUUCCACCUUCUGUUUUAAAUGCACAUCCAGCAUCUGUAAGUGGGACUACAUACGGAAGUGAAGUUACUUACAGUUGUGUUCAUGGUUACUUCAUGGCAAGUGGCAAUCAGACUGCAGUCUGCAAUGCCAAAGGACAGUGGGAUGGUACUGAUCUGGUGUGCAAAGAAAUAGACUGUGGCAGACCUUUGCUGAUUCCACAUACAGAAAUGACCUGGGACAACUCUACCACCCUAAGGAGCAGAGUGUACUAUCAGUGUAAAGAAGGAUAUUAUUUUAAUGGAGGGAGGAAUUUUUCAGAAUGCACAAUAGAUCAGUCGUGGGAGAAUAUUACAUUCGUAUGCAAAGAGGAGGAAUUAUUCAGUAAUUUGUCCAUAUUCAAUGAAACAUGUGUGAAGUGGGAAAGGAAAACUGGAAGACUAGGAGUGCAAAAAACAUACACAUUUCACAUACUGAGCCAGAGAUGGGAUGAGAAGACGUUCUCGGAAGGUGUGAUAUUUAACAUCACUACAAAUGAAGAUAAUCCAAAGGUGUGUUUAGAUCUCGACUCUGGCAGUAACUACGUGGUGAAUAUUACUACAAUUUCUUCCACAAACAUCCCUGUCUCAGUUACAGCAGCAGUUCAAACAAAGGUAAAGGAAGCUUUCAAUAAUGUACUAAUUUUUAAUGAUACCUGCUUGAAAUGGCAGAGAAAUGUCAGGGGAACUGAUGUGGAAGACAGAUAUUCGUUUCAUGUGCAAGGCCAGCGUUGGUAUCAGAAAGAGUUCUUUCAUGAAAUGAUCUUCGACCUUACUACACACAAGCAGGCUCCAGAAAUUUGUUUUGAUUUGCAGCCAGGCACCAAUUACUCUGUUAAUAUUUCCAUGGCAGCUUCGAAUUUUUCAUUGCUUGUUUCCAUAACAACACAAAUCACAGAUCCCCCUUUCCCAGAUGUAGAAUUUGUUGCAGUAACAGGUUCUGCACCUUUGCUCAGACUUCGGAAAGCAGAAGAUCAAAAUGGACCAAUCAGUUUUUAUCAAGUCAUUGUACUUCCUCUGGAUUUGCAGAGCACCUUUAUUUGUGAUUCCUUUGCUGCUGCAACUUUCUUCAGUAACUCCACUGAUGUUAAAGGAUAUGUGGCAGCUGAAUUUCGAGCAAAGGAUGUUGCUGAUAACAUGCCAAUUUCUCUUGGAGACAGACAUUACUAUGGAAAAUUCUAUAAUGCUCCUUUAAAGCUGGGAGAAGAGUAUUGUGUGUUUUUAAGGGUAAUAAGUGAGUGGAAUAAGAGUCCCUUCUGGCUCCACACCCUUUCAUGCUGAUAAUGGUACAAUUCAUAUCAUACGUGCUGCAAAAUUGUGGCUUGGUUGUGACUUUUUAUUGCCAUUAUUUCUUAAUAUACCUUACAUAUUUUCUUUGUGGUAAGGGUGAGAAAAUCAGUUUAGAUAGAAUUUUGUGGACACAGUUAAGGUAAGCUGUUCCCUUCCACAGAGUCCACAUUCAUUUAUCCCUUGCUGAGAUUUGGAGGCCCUCAGAAGGGUGUCUGCUGUGCAGUAUUUAUUUUUCAAGACUUAAAGUGCAUGUUUCAGUUGUGCAGGACAAUAAAAUGUGUUAAAAGGCUGGUCAGAUAAUCUGAUGAGAUCAUUGGGAAUAUACAAGGAAGAAGUUUGGAGGAUAAUGAAAAUGCGAAGAUGAUAGAAAUUACUAUUUUUCGUAUUGAUUAAUUUGGCAAUCGGAAUACAGGGAUAAUGGAGACCAGGGGAGGAUUUGGGA
This is a messenger RNA of Neopsephotus bourkii (Bourke's parrot), 2794 nucleotides long. RefSeq names its product sushi domain containing 1 (gene SUSD1). The record is from RefSeq and is a predicted model, not a curated record. Lineage: Eukaryota; Metazoa; Chordata; Aves; Psittaciformes; Psittacidae. The transcript has 14 exons. The coding region runs from base 343 to 2343 and encodes 666 amino acids. Gene Ontology annotation, molecular function: calcium ion binding; protein binding.